AUGCGUAAGGACCAGCAGGCCAGCGUGGCUGAAAUGCAACACGGGCUCUCUAGGCUGGUUCCGUCCGCAGAUGGCCUGUAUUUCCUCGACACUGAGAAUGGCGUCAUCUACCAGACCUUCUGUGACAUGACCUCUGGGGAUGGCGGCUGGACCCUAGUGGCCAGUGUGCACAAGAACCACAUUCCUGGGAAAUGCAUGGUAGGUGAUCGCUGGUCGAGUCCAGGCAGCAGGGCAGACUGCCCAGAGGGGGACGGCAACUGGGCCAACACGUUUGGGUCUGUAGAGGCGUCCACCAGUGAUACAAGGUUGAACCCUGGUUACUAUGACAUCCAGGCCCAGGACCUGGGCAUGUGGCAUGUGCCCAACAAGCGCCCCCUGCAGCACUGGAGGAACAGCUCCCUGCUGAGGUACCGCACCAACACUAGCUUCUUCCCGAAUCUGGGACACAAUCUGUUUGGACUCUACCGGAAAUACCCAGUGAAGUACGGAUCAGGGAGCUGUCAGACUGACAAUGGCCCAGCUAUUCCUCUGGUCUAUGACUUUGGUGAUGCUGAGAAAACUGCAUCUUACUCCUCACCAGUUGGUCAGCGUGAGUAUCUGCUUCCAAAGCCCAGUCAUCAAUCCUUCCCUGCACUCUUGGGGAAAGUGCAGGAAAGAGGAAAGAAGCGCAGGUUUUGCUCUCCCAAAAUGUCUCAGGAGAACGGGUCGCUGCUAGAGGAUGUGAAGAUAAUUCUCAUUAAUAGUCUGGUACAGCUGACAGCAGCCUUCCUGGUCAUCAGAUCCCAGCCCCUGCCCACUUCACCAGUUCAGCACUGCGCUAUGAGGCCCCAGAGGUCAGGAUCCUCUCUGCUAUGA
Messenger RNA from Globicephala melas (long-finned pilot whale), 855 nucleotides. RefSeq names its product intelectin 1 (gene ITLN1). Lineage: Eukaryota; Metazoa; Chordata; Mammalia; Artiodactyla; Delphinidae. Gene Ontology annotation, molecular function: oligosaccharide binding. The record is from RefSeq and is a predicted model, not a curated record.